UUCUUUAAGAUCAGAUUCCUGCUCGUUGUUCUGUGUGGAAUAGUUGCGAUCCUGGCUGUCAGCUUGUGGAGCUAGACUGCCUGUACUCGUUACUCGGACCUGAGGAUACAUUCGCCCCCUUUUUCUCGAUGUGAACUGUGACAUGGCAGCACGACUCCUAUCAUUUUAAUGGCUGCCGAAUCGGGGAGACUGCAGGCGGGACAAGGUCAAGGGAAGCGAGGCAAAGGUUCCCAGAUGAAAAGUCCAGAGAAAAAAAAGAGGAAAUCCAGCACUCAGGGGGCAUCGUUCUCCCACCUCUCUGAGUUUGCGCCUCCUCCAACUCCUAUGGUAGACCACUUGGUGGCCUCCAAUCCAUUUGAAGAUGAUUUUGGUCCUCCCUCACGUCCAGCUGGAGCCGGUGGUCCCGGGAGUGCGCCUUUUCUGCCAAGCCCAGGGGCCGGCGGAGGAGGUGGAGGUUAUGGAGGACCUGGUAGAAUGGGAGGAGCUAUGGGCUUCAUGGGUGGCCCUGGAGGACCCGCUGGAGGACCCGGUGGUGGGCAGCCUGUACGAAGACCACCUUUCGGCCCUCCACCGCCCAACACAGGACCACACCACCCAUUAGGGUUUGGCGGGAUGCCAGGAUUUGGAGGUGGAGGAGGAGGUGGUGGGGGCGGCGGCUUUCCUCCAGGGGGACCAUCACAGUUUAACAUGCCGCCUAAUUUUAGCCCUCCUAUGCACCCUGGACAGAGUUUUAACCCUAUGCUGUCGCCUGGUGGAAUGGGUGGCCCUGGAGGUGGUGGUCCUCCUCAUCCACGUUUUGGAAUGCAGCAGCCUCAGCACGGACAAGGUGGCCAUCCCUUUAAUAACCCCUCAAUGCCUGGUGGCCCUAGAGGCCCACCUCAUGGCCCAAUGAAUCCUAUGAGUGGCAUGCCAACUGGAAUGAACAUGAUGGGUGGUAUGGGAGGUGGAAUGGGUGGAGUUAAUAUGGUGGGAGGCCAUCCAGGUUUGCCACAACAGGGACAGUUUCCCCCAUCACAGGAUGGCCCGUAUCCUGGGCCUGGCACGCCUGGCAGUGAAGAAGGCAAGAAUUUUGUUGGUGGCCCUGUUCAGCAACCCCCUAACCUUAACCCAUCUGGUCCUCCAUCCAACAGUGCUACCCCAGGUCCGUCGCCAGCUUCUGGACCCCCACAGACUGGAGGAAGUUUCCCUGGUCACCCUGAUGUUCAGCAAUCGACACCCAAUACGCCAGGACAACCCACAUCUGCUCCUUCACUCUCAAACCCUAAUUCCUCUCCUACUGGUCCACUCAACGGGCCACAACCUCAGCCAGUCCCACCCAACCCGCACCCUCCGGUUAACUCUGCAGGUGGACCUGGGCCAAACACUCCGUCCGGUCAGCAACAGACACCACCCAACUCUAACCCAGGCUCUGCCCCCUACAAUCAGCAGAACAAUGCUUCCGGUGGUGGUCCUAUGCCAAACCAGCCACCCAAUAUCAAUCAAAACAACAUGAGCAACACCAGUGGCAGCAAUGCUAACCCUCCAUCCAACUCCACACCCAACACACAGUCUCCGCCUCCUACCAGCCAGGCUCCGUCCUCCGUCGGCCCAGCCUCUGGGCCACCGAAGCUAGGAGGUGGCAUGGUGUUCCAAUGCGGCAUCUGCAUGUCGGAGGUGCAUGACGACCAGGAAGCUAUUCUGUGCGAAGCAUCAUGCCAACGCUGGUUUCACAGAGGCUGCACAGGCCUGAGUGAGCCAGCCUACGGUUUACUAACCAGAGAGAGCGCUGCUGUGUGGGCCUGUGAUUUUUGCCUCAAGAAUAAGGAGAUUCAGGCGGUGUACAUACGCCAGGGCCUGGGACAGCUAGUCGCUGCCAAUGAAGGCUAAGAACCCUGGACUGAGGCAGUGAAAGGAAAGGAAGAGAAGAAUUGAAUAACAUUGUGAUUAAUGCUUUCGACAGAGCAAAAGGACAGGGGAACUAGUGGAGAAAUGCAAACGACAGAUGUGAGUUGUGUGAUGUCCUGUGUUUAGCAUUCUUACAAAUCAUGCAAGCACUUUUAGGGCCGGUCCCCUUUCCCAAA
This is a messenger RNA of Trichomycterus rosablanca, 2060 nucleotides long. RefSeq names its product pygopus homolog 2 (Drosophila) (gene pygo2). Lineage: Eukaryota; Metazoa; Chordata; Actinopteri; Siluriformes; Trichomycteridae. The record is from RefSeq and is a predicted model, not a curated record. The transcript has 3 exons. Bases 169 to 1866 code for a protein of 565 amino acids.